AUGGAGAUUCAAGAAAACAGCGGGGUCGACAGGGGAAGCGGAUCACAGGGCGGUUGCUGGUUGGCGUUGGAGCUCCAGCGAGGGCUGGGCGGCGGUAGCAGGAUCAAGCGGAGGUCCAGGUGUGGGGAUGACGGAGCACUGCAUCGGCACAGGUGUGCUUAUGGACGGAGGCCGGCAGUGGCGUCAGCAGCUACGGAGGCGAGUGGCACGGCGGAGAGGCAGGCGCGGUCGUCGGGCGUUGAGCAUGGUCGCUGGACGCCGGGCGCGAUGGUGCUCCCGAGGAUGUGCAGCGAUGGAGGCUCGGCACCGGUGAGGGAAGCUCCCCUUUUGGUCCCCCAUGAAGCGAGAGCAGAUUGCAAUGUGAGAGGCUAUCUCAUCCCGAAAGGUACUCGGAUAUUCGUCAACGCGUGGAAGCUGCAUAGAGACCCUCAAGUCUGGUCCGAACCGGAAAAAUUCUUACCCGAACGGUUUUUGACAAAUCAUUCAGGUGUGGAUGCUUCAGGUCAGCAUUUUGAAUUCAUUCCGUUUGGAUCAGGUAGAAGAAUAUGCCCGGGAGCUGCGUUCGCAUUGCGAGCAACCCACUUGACGUUGGCACGUCUUCUUCAAGGAUUCGACUUGGCAACAUUGUUGGACGAACUAGUGGACAUGACCGAAGGCUUAGGGGUCAACCUGCCCAAGGCCACUCCUCUUCGAGUUGUCCUCAACCCGAGGUUGCCUUCUGUGCUCUAUGAGAAAUUGACGGCGAAUUAGAAACUACUUUCGUUGGGAAGAGCAAAAGGGUCCAUGUAUGUGAAUAAUCUCGCAUGACAAAAUAGUUACUUGAGUAGAUAGUAUGGAUUAGAUGAGUAUUAAACAACAAUCUUCUUAAUGUAGAUGCACUGAUUGUUGAAAUAGUUUGUUAUCAUAAAAGAGAUGUCUCUUGAUUAAGAAAAUAUGCGACUCUUGAUUAAGAGAAGAAA
Molecule: messenger RNA, 959 nt
Organism: Eucalyptus grandis
Lineage: Eukaryota; Viridiplantae; Streptophyta; Magnoliopsida; Myrtales; Myrtaceae
Product: xanthotoxin 5-hydroxylase CYP82C4-like
Exons: 4
Coding region: 1-750 (249 amino acids)
Biological process (GO): defense response to other organism
Molecular function (GO): heme binding; iron ion binding; monooxygenase activity
Source: RefSeq, a predicted model, not a curated record